This is a messenger RNA of Hippopotamus amphibius kiboko, 1074 nucleotides long. RefSeq names its product olfactory receptor 5D13-like. Gene Ontology annotation, molecular function: olfactory receptor activity; G protein-coupled receptor activity; odorant binding. Bases 1 to 1074 code for a protein of 357 amino acids. The record is from RefSeq and is a predicted model, not a curated record. The transcript is spliced from 3 exons. Gene Ontology annotation, biological process: sensory perception of smell; G protein-coupled receptor signaling pathway. Gene Ontology annotation, cellular component: membrane. Lineage: Eukaryota; Metazoa; Chordata; Mammalia; Artiodactyla; Hippopotamidae.
AUGACCAUGAGUCAAACAGAGAUAAAAUUAAUGGAGGAGUUCAAGAAACUAGCCCAUGAGGCAUUGAAAGAAUUAUCUUUGUGUCUAUUGAAACCAACACAAAGCAGGAAAAUCUCUAGCCAAGCAAAAACCAUAUGGAACCAAGAAAAUCCGAGUGGUGGAGUCACCUUCAUUCUCUUGGGCUCCUCAGAAUAUCUGGAGCUCCAGCUGCCCCUCUUCCUGGGUUUCCUGACCAUCUACAUGGUCACUGUGGUGGGGAAGCUGGGCGUGGUCCUGAUUAUCAAGGUCAGCCCCAGACUCCACACCCCCAUGUGCUUCUUCCUCAGCCACUUGUCCUUUGUUGAUUUUUGUUACUCAGCAGUGGUGACACCCAAACUCCUAGAAAAUUCAGUUGUGGAAGACAGAACCAUCUCCUUCCCAGGAUGCACCAUGCAGUUCUUCUUUGCCUGCACAUUUGUGGUGACAGAAACAUUCAUCUUGGCAGGGAUGGCCUAUGACUGCUUUGUGGCAGUUUGUAAGCCUCUUUUCUACACAGUUGUAAUGUCCCAGAAGCUUUGCUCCUUAUUGGUGGGUACAACAUACUCUUGGGGUAUAGUCUGUUCCCUGACUCUUACUUACCUUCUAUCAGAAUUGUCCUUAGGAGAAAAUAAUAUCAUAAAUAACUUUUUCUGUGAGACGGCCACUAUUGUUGCUGCCUCCUGCUCUGACCCCUACAUUAGCCAGGAGAUCACGUUAGUCACUACAACAUUCAAUGAAAUAAGCAGCCUGAUGGUCAUUCUUACUUCCUAUGCUUUCAUUUUCGCCACUGUUAUGAGGAUGCAUUCCACGGAGGGGUGCCUCAGAGACUUCUCCACAUGUGCCUCCCACCUGACUGCCAUUACCAUCUUCUACGGGACCAUCCUUUUUCUCUACUGUGUUCCUAACUCCAAAAGUUCAUGGCUCAUGGUCAAGGCGCACUCUGUCUUCUACACAGUGGUCAUCCCCAUGCUGAACCCACUGAUCUAUAGUCUCAGGAACAAAGAUGUGAAAGAGACUGUUAGGAAGAUAGUCAAUUCCAAAUUAUCAUGUCAAUGA